AAGUACUAAUAUCUAAUAAUAUGUACUAGUGUCUAAUGAAUAUGUACUAGUAUCUUUUUAAAAAGUACAUGUAGCCUACCUAAAGAAUAAUCACUAGCUAAUAAAUAAGUACUCGAUAGGAUAGAUACUGGUACGAAAAAUAAUUGUUAGGGAUUAAUGUUAAAUUGGCUUGCCAUAGCUUUUUUUUUUUUUUUUUUUUUUUAAAUUGCUUUUCCACUUGGCAUUCAAUGUUGUAAUAAAAAAGCAUGUUCUAUAGCUUAAAGUUCAGAUCACUCCUGUAUAACAGCAUGAAAAUAAUUGUUGACUUUUAUUCAGUGCCCUCAGUUGUCAUCGGGGUAUAAAGGGUUUCUGCACUAAAAGGUCAAAAUUUUGCCUUUAGACAGAAUCUAGCAUUUCAGAUAUUGUGCUCACUCUAUCAUUAGUAGUUUUUAUUUAUUUUAUUUUUUUUCAGCUGAUAAGUAUUUGUUUUUAAAUACGUAAUUCAAUAAUUCACUUUACAUUUCCGCUACGAAUGUCUUUGACAUAUUAUUUGUAUGUAGUCUUUAUGUAUGUACAUUCCUUUACGCUUUCUGCGUUUUUAGGCAGUAUUUGUGGACGGGACUUUUAUUUUGGUCGGGUGUUCUGACAUCACAAGGCUGGACCGUUCUUCUCUGGCUCAACAAAGGAACAAGAACGUUUUCAAGAUGGCAUUUAUAAAAGAGGAGACUGAAGAUAUAUGUAUUUCAGAACAAUUCAGUCUGAAAAAUGAAGAUGCUGAAGAUCAUACAGACCUGGUGGUAAUGAAAGUGGAGAGUCAAGAACUGAAUGAAAUGGAGGAGGAAGAUCAUCAUGGAGAAACACUUUGCUCACAGACUGAACAGGCGCCCUCACAAAAAAGAGCUCGGAAGACGGGUUCUAAAAAGUGUUACAUCUGCCCUCAGUGUGGCAGGAAUUUCACUUAUGAAAAAAGCCUUAAAAAACAUGAGGCAAAUCACACUGGACAGUGCCCUUUCACCUGCCAACAGUGUGGGAACAUUUUCACUACAAAAGGAAGCCUUAAAAACCACAUGAGAGUUCACACUGGAGAGAAGCCUUACACAUGUGAUCAAUGUGGAAAGAGUUACACACGAAGCAAGACCUUAAGGGAUCACAUGAGGAUUCACACUGGAGAAAGGCCUUUCACAUGUAAUCAGUGUGGAAAAAGUUACAUACGAAGCAAGACCUUAAGGGAUCACAUGAGGAUUCACACUGGAGAAAGGCCUUACACAUGCAAUCAGUGUGGAAAGAGUUUCAUACAUAAAGUAACCCUUAAUUUACACAUGAGAAUUCACUCAAGAGAGAACCAUUUCAUAUGCCAUCAGUGUGGAAAGAGUUUCAAAGACAUAACACGCCUUAACAGGCAUGUAAUAAUUCACUCUGGAGAGAAGCCCUUCAAAUGCCACCAAUGUGGAAAGGGGUUUCAAAUAAGUAACAACCUUAAGGCACACAUGAGAUGUCAUACUGAAGAGAAGCCUUUCAAGUGCCAUCAAUGUGGAAAGUGUUUAAAACAUGAAACAUCCCUUAACUACCACAUGAGACUUCACACUGGAGAGAGGCCUUUCACCUGCCCUCAGUGUGGAAAGAGUUUCAUUCUUGAAGGACAACUUAGUCGUCACAUGAGAUAUAUCCAUACCGAUGAGAAGCCUUUCGUGUGCCAUUACUGUGGAAGGAUUUGUGAAAGCAAAUCAAACCUGAAGAUUCACAUACAAAUUCACACUGGAGAAAAGCCUUUCUCCUGCCCUCAGUGUGGAAAGAGUUUCAUACAUAAAGGACUCCUUAAUUAUCACAUGAAACUUCACACUGGAGAAAAGCCUUUCAGUUGCCAUCUGUGUGGUAUGGGUUUCAGAUAUAAGGGACUUCUUAAUGGUCACAUGAGAAGUGUGCACACCAAUGAGAAGCCUUUUACCUGCCAUCACUGUGGAAGGAUUUGCGAAAGCAAAUCAAAACUUCAGAUUCACAUGCGUAUUCACACCGGAGAAAGGCCUUUCUCCUGCCCUUGUGGAAAAAGUUUCGCACUUAAAGGAAACCUUACGGCUCACAUGAGACUUCACACUGGAGACAGGCCUUACAUGUGUGUUCAGUGUGAGAAGAGUUUUGCUUAUCUAAGACAGCUUAAAAGUCAUUUGCAAACUCAUUUUGGAGAGAAAUCGCAGUGUUCUGAGUGUGGCAAGAGAUUUGCAAAGAUGAGCAAUUUCAAAAAUCAUCUGCGCAUUCACUCUGGACUAAGGCCAUUCAAUUGUAAUCAGUGUAAUAAAACAUUUAUUUUGCCUUCACACUUAGAGAUACACCUGAAAAUUCAUGCAGACAAAAGACCCUAUGUGUGCUGUCUGUGUAGAAAGAGUUUUAAAUGGCUCUGUAAUUUUAGAUCGCAUCGGAGAUUUCAUGUCCGUGGGAAACCUAAUUCCAGAGCAAGCUACUUGAAACGAAAGAAACAAAUCCAUACUGGAGAAAAACCUGACAUCGUAACAAGUGACUUUUGUGGGGGUCAUGUAAUGGCGCCUUAAUUGUG
Megalobrama amblycephala (Wuchang bream) is the source of this 2527-nucleotide messenger RNA. Its product is annotated as gastrula zinc finger protein XlCGF57.1-like. Gene Ontology annotation, biological process: regulation of transcription by RNA polymerase II. Gene Ontology annotation, molecular function: RNA polymerase II transcription regulatory region sequence-specific DNA binding; DNA-binding transcription factor activity, RNA polymerase II-specific. Lineage: Eukaryota; Metazoa; Chordata; Actinopteri; Cypriniformes; Xenocyprididae. The record is from RefSeq and is a predicted model, not a curated record. Gene Ontology annotation, cellular component: nucleus. The coding region runs from base 684 to 2522 and encodes 612 amino acids. The transcript is spliced from 3 exons.